GGCCGGUGAGCGUGUGUUUUUGGGUGUUUGGCCACCAUAAUAAGUCGGUUUUUUGGCGAAACGGUACUAGGAACGAACGGAAUGCUGAUCACACGAUGGACCUGCGGUCUGUUCCGACCAGCGACCGGUGUUUUUCGGUUCGACCGUUCUGCACCUUCCGUCGCGAAACGAACGAUAUCCUGCUCUUCCAGCAUCCACGGAGCUGCAGCCGAUGAUGGAUCCCAAUCCGCCCAGAAACCGUAUUCCUUCGAAGCACUAUCGGGCCGUGCACUGGUACGGGUUCACGGCGACGACUCCAUAAGCUUCCUCCAGGGACUGAUGACGAACGAUAUGCGCCACUUCGAGCACGGCCGAGCGAUCUAUACCAUGUUCCUGAGGGUUAACGGGCGUGUGUUUUGCGAUGCACUCGUGUACCGGCAUCCGGAAGCCAAGGGAAAUGAUGAUUUCCUGCUCGAAUGCGACCGACCCGUUGCUUCUCGGUUAGAGAAACACCUGAAGCUGUACCGUUUGCGGAAGAAAGUCCAGGUGCAGCUGGAAGAAACAUACCACAGCUGGGUUGCGUACAGGGAACAGAUCGAUCCGGAAACGAAAACACUACCGACGGAAGAAAGGAAAGCACCUACCGAUCCUCAUCUGUUUAAAGAUCCACGACUUCCUCGGCUCGAUUACCGUGUCCUGCUGGCUGGUGGUGAUGAUCAGACCGCAAAAUUGGAUCGAUUACUCGAAAAGAUCCCUGGCGUGAUUGCCACCGUCCCCCGUUUUGUGCCGUUCCGUUACGCCCUUGGUAUCGGCGAAGGAGAACUCAAUUUACCGGAUGGAAAGGCGUUUCCGCUCGAGAGCAACUGUGAUUGGCUGCACGGUGUAAGCUUCCACAAGGGUUGCUACAUCGGCCAGGAACUAACGGCCCGUACCUACCACACCGGAGUAACACGGAAACGCCUGAUGCCACUGCAGUUCGAGGGGCUACCGCUGGAAGACGUUCCGGUGGAUGUGUUACGUGAGGCGGAUAUUAAAAAUGAAGCUGGUGCAUCCGUUGGCAAACUACGGGGAUAUGCUGCUGGUCGCGGGCUCGGAUUGUUGCGUAUUGAGAAGGUGCUUCCGGCCGGUGGACCUUUAACGUUGACCGUACCCGGCAUCACGGACAGUAUCGUGUGUCACACCAGUAGACCAUUCUGGUGGCCAAACGACACAAACACACGCUCCUAG
Messenger RNA from Anopheles aquasalis, 1206 nucleotides. RefSeq names its product putative transferase CAF17 homolog, mitochondrial. Gene Ontology annotation, biological process: iron-sulfur cluster assembly. The record is from RefSeq and is a predicted model, not a curated record. NCBI's taxonomy places the organism in Eukaryota, Metazoa, Arthropoda, Insecta, Diptera, Culicidae. Gene Ontology annotation, cellular component: mitochondrial matrix. Gene Ontology annotation, molecular function: protein binding.